CAGAACGGACGUCUCUCUCUCUCUCUCUCUCUUCCUUCUCUCUCUCUCUCUCUCUCUCCCUCUCUCUCUCUCUCUCUCUCCCUCCCUCUCCCAGUGAAGCCUGCUGCUGGUUCAUCUGUCUGUAGACGUGACCCUGCUGUUAGAAGGGUGAAAGCAGGAUGCACGCUCCAGCACUCAUGGACUAACCGAGAAGCCUGAACCACAGGGCACUGGAGAUGAGAGCUCACACACACGUUCUCUUGUGAAUGGAGCAGGGUGAGGAGUGAGAAUGCGUUUUCUGGCCUCCCGGGUCCACUACAAGACCCUGAUAGUGAUUUGUGCCCUGCUUACUCUCGUCACCGUGGUGCUGUGGAACAGGUGUACCAAUGAGAAGGUGUUUCAUACCCUGCCCCGUGCCCCUUUAGCUCCACCCAGCCCUGGGGUGGCCGGACUUCAACACGAGGCCCAGCCACCUGAGGCUCCGCCAGUUGUUGGAGGUGGAGUCCGAUACGAGGAGAUCGACUGCCUCGUCAACGAUGAAGUCACUAUUAAAGGGAGGCGCGAGGGCUCCGAGGUCUACAUGCCCUUCAGCUGGAUGGAGAAAUACUUUGAGGUGUACGGCAAAGUGGUUCAAUAUGACGGCUAUGACCGCUUCGAGUUCUCACACAGCUAUUCCAAAGUGUACGCACAGAGAGAGACUUACCGUCCCAAUGGAGUCUUCAUGUCCUUCGAAGGGUACAACGUGGAAGUCCGUGACCGAGUGAAGUGCAUUAGUGGCGUGGAAGGAGUGCCUCUGUCAACACAGUGGGGACCUCAGGGUUAUUUCUAUGCCAUCCAGAUAGCGCAGUAUGGUCUAAGUCACUUCAGUAAGAACCUGACAGAGCGAGCACCCCAUGUGGAGGUGUAUGACACGGCGGAGGAGCACAACAGCAAACCGAGCACAUGGAGUGUUCCCAAGGGCUGCACUCUCACCACGAGCUACGACAAGACCCGUGCCUCCACCGUCCGCCUGUUUAACGCUCCAGAGAACUCUGAGGGUAUCUCUUUGUCUCUUGGCAACACAAAGGAUUUCAUCAUCUCUUUUGACCUGAAAUUCGCCUCCAAUGGCACUGUAUCUGUCGUACUGGAAACCACAGAGAAGGGACCUCCAUUUGUGAUCCACUAUGUCACUACCAGUCAGCUCAUUGCCUUUAAAGACCGCUCCAUCACCUAUGGCAUUGGCCCUCGUUCAGCCUGGACCACAGUGACCCGGGACCUCCUCACUGAUCUGCGCAAAGGCAUUGGACUGUCCAAUACUAAGGCUGUCAAAGCCACCAAGACCAUGCCACGGCGGGUGGUCAAAAUGGUUUUGCAUGGUCGAGGUGCCAUUGACAAUGUGUCUAUUUCCACUACGGCCCACAUGGCUGCCUUUUUUGCUGCCAGUGAUUGGCUAGUGAAGAAUCAAGAUGAGCGUGGCGGUUGGCCAAUAAUGGUCACCCGCAAGCUGGGUGAGGGCUUUCGACCCUUAGAGCCUGGCUGGUACUCAGCAAUGGCACAAGGCCAGGCCAUGUCUACCCUUGUAAGGGCAUAUCUGCUCACCAAGGACGAGACAUUCCUGAAAGCAGCACUGCGUGCCACAGGUCCUUAUAAGGUGCCAUCGGAGAAGCAUGGUGUCAAAGCGGUCUUCAUGAACAAGUACGAAUGGUACGAAGAGUAUCCAACCACACCGAGUUCAUUCGUCCUCAAUGGCUUUAUCUACUCUCUAAUCGGGCUCUAUGACCUGGCACAGACAGCGGGUGAAAAGGAUGGACGUGAUGCAGCAAGACUGUAUGCCAAGGGCAUGGAAUCGCUUAAGGCCAUGGUGCCACUAUAUGACACUGGUUCGGGCACCAUUUAUGAUCUACGUCAUUUCAUGCUAGGCACAGCACCCAACCUGGCACGAUGGGACUACCAUACUACGCACAUCAAUCAGUUGCAGCUGUUGGCUUCCAUUGAUGAUUCACCAAUCUUCAGGGACUUCGCCAAGCGCUGGAAAAGCUACAUGAAAGGCGGACGAGCCAAGCACAACUAGAGCUGCAAGCAUUGUCCUGAACUGGAAGCAGACCCACAAGGAGUCAGUCACGUGUGACAUAUGCAAUAAAAAGGCGAGACGGCGAGAGCCCCGAGAGGCUGGACACAGUUUGCAAUGCAAGCACAACGUGCACACACACCCAUUUUAUGCAGGAAAAAAAGGUUUAUAUUAAAAAAACAAAAAGUUCAAUCUUUGUGCUUUAAAUUGCUUUUUAAAGUUGUAAAAUAAAGGCAUUUUUUUUUUUGGU
Messenger RNA from Tachysurus vachellii, 2276 nucleotides. RefSeq names its product glucuronic acid epimerase b (gene glceb). The record is from RefSeq and is a predicted model, not a curated record. Gene Ontology annotation, molecular function: heparosan-N-sulfate-glucuronate 5-epimerase activity. Bases 269 to 2029 code for a protein of 586 amino acids. Gene Ontology annotation, cellular component: Golgi apparatus. NCBI's taxonomy places the organism in Eukaryota, Metazoa, Chordata, Actinopteri, Siluriformes, Bagridae. The transcript has 6 exons. Gene Ontology annotation, biological process: heparan sulfate proteoglycan biosynthetic process.